UGUCAGUAAAGUUGCGAAACUUGUAAAGAAAGUUAUUUUGUUUGUUGUCCUAGUUUCAUAUAUGAACGCAAUAGUUCUAAAAUAUAAAGUUCGUGUUUACUAGAAAGUUACGCUUGGUAAGGUGAUCAUAAUGAAUCAAUACGUAAUCGAGAGACGCCUGUGCAUAUGUUACGGGAUGCUGGCGCUGCUGCUCACGAUAGCAGUGGUCUUCGUCGCCAUCCCUUUUAACCAUUGGCGCACCACGCUUAAUGUCUGUCCAGGGAACUAUUUUGAGAACACUAAUUGUGGAUGUAUAUUUUAUGGCGUCACUACAUAUAGAAACUUUAAUGGGGGCCACCACUCCAGGUGCAUGUAUGCCACUUUGGCACCAGUGCCUGUAUUAGUAUAUGCUAUAAUCAUGGCUCUGUUUCACAUGUACAGAGUUUGCAUAAACAAUGUUGGCAGAUAUGAGGAUGAAAAGUCUACCUCUAUGCAGGAAAUAGAGGGACAAUCAAUAGUAGUGACAUCAAGGGCUAGAGUGGCUCAACGCAAUGAUUCUGUGAUCUACUGCUGGGUUCCAUCAGCUAUUAUUGGUGCAUGUUUCUGUAUUUAUAACUUGGUUCAUGCAGCUAUUAUAACAGAUGGAUUUGUUAAAACCUGUAACCAGUAUCGAAGCUACCUUGUCACGGAACUUCGUGCUGCUGGAGACCAAACUACCGCCAUUCACUUCCGUCUCAGCUGUCAAGCUAUUUACGAUUAUAUGGACUACAUACAGAAGAACCCGAACGGCAUAGUCACUCAAGGGGAAUAUUACAUAAACACAGGUUUGCUCCUGCAGUUGGCCAUCAUAGCCUCCUGGGUGUCGGUAGCUAUUUGGAUGGCAGUGGUCGUGUUCACGACCAUGCGGGCAUACAAGGAGCGUCACGUGCUGACAUGCUGCGGGCACUAAUCACCCUUCUCCUAUCGUAAUUAAAGACGAUAAACCCCCAGUCCGUUGGUAGGUGUCGUUCGGGUUUGAAAGUCUGCAGUUGGUUAAAGAACCUUACCAGUGGAUAGUUAUCAUUUGUACCUAACCAGACAACCACAUGACUAUAUACCAAGUUGUUUAAUAAUUUAAUAAGCGAACAGUAUACAUGUACCGCUGUAUGGGAUCCAUGAUAAAUUGAACAACUCCUCAAGUCUUGAUGGAUUCAGAUUCAAACCUUAAAACCAGAAACGUAGCCGGAGAGCGAAACUUCUUAGAUCUUAGUGGCAUGACUGGUUGUCAAGACAGGAACUAGCGUUGCAGAAUGCUGCGUCACUCAUAACAUAAACUUAUUGUGGGAGGCAUUGUUGCGCUGCACACUUUGACGUUUUUCCAAAUACGCAGGAUGUAAUUUUGGCGGAGAAGUUAGCCGGUUGGUGGGAACUUGUAGAGUUGUCAAUACGUACACCUAAGAAAUUUUGCGCGCGACUAAGAAAUUUUGUUACAUCCAUUACACCUUAAUAUUUUGAAGCGCGUCUAAAUAGCUGUUUAAACUAGAGACGCCCCGAAUAGUGGUUUUGGAAUACCGACUAUUCGGCCCCUAUCUCGGCCGAAGCGCCAAAUAUUCGUCGACCGAAUAAUUGGCAUGACAUGCGAACAUAUCGAGUCACAAUUAUUAUGAAAACUGUUCACCAACAAAGCAUAACGUUGGCUAAGAUAUAUUUUCUGAUGAACAGAAUAAUGAAUGUAGUUAGUCAAUCAAAUCGCACCCAUGAUAAAAAUAAAAUAUUUUCUAAAUCAACAAAUGCUCAAAAAAGAUUAAAUAUACAUACCUAGUUUUUGGUUAUUUUUAUUGAGUAUUUUUUAUUUUUAGGUAGGUGCAACAGAUAUUCGGUAUUAGCCUGAAUAAUAGGCAACAUUCGGCCGAAUACCCAAUAUUCGACAAAGUGACCGAAUACCGAAUAGUUGCCGAAUAUUCGUGGCAUCUCUAGUUUAAACAUAGCUUUUUCCCUCCCUAGUGUUAUUACAUACUUAGAUGAUUGAUUACCUAAUGAAACAACAAACAAAUCGAUAGG
Messenger RNA from Cydia strobilella, 2019 nucleotides. RefSeq lists its product as uncharacterized. NCBI's taxonomy places the organism in Eukaryota, Metazoa, Arthropoda, Insecta, Lepidoptera, Tortricidae. The record is from RefSeq and is a predicted model, not a curated record. The transcript has 4 exons. Bases 131 to 928 code for a protein of 265 amino acids.